AUGGCAGCUGAAGGGGAUUAUGCUCAAGGCUCUGCCUUUCGAGAUGAGAGACCCGCCGAGCCAGCCUCGUCCAUCUUGGCCACGCAUUUCGCUCCCCGGCUGGCAACCCAAGGGCAUGAGCCGCAGCGACUGUCUCGAGAGGCAUUUUCGCAGCUCCGGCAGGAGCUGCUCGGUGAAAAAAUAAUACCCAAUUUCGCAUGGAUGAGGGCCGGGUUGGAAGUUAGCCCCACUAGCAGCAGCCCAGAGGAGGACUUGGAGGGCCAAGUCUUAGAUUGUUUGGAGAUUAUCCAACUCAGCAUCGACAAAGCUCCCCAAGCUCUAUGGGAUGUCUCGGACCCCCUCAUUUUGGGUGAAGAUGUCCAAGCACCCUUGUUCUCAUGGUUGAUCCUGCGGUUGAUCAGACUGGCAUGUAUGUGGCACGUUGAGGCCGUCCAGGACAGGCUCCACUCCAUUCUCACCAGCAUGGCUUGUCUGCAAUACAAACAAGUCCGGUCGUCCCCGUCAUGUUAUGGGAUAUCGGCAUUCCUUCGAGCUUGUGCACUGGACACCUUGAGCUCACUGGAAGGGUUCUUGGAUAUAGACCUGCGAAGUUUUCGCCCUGUCAAGCUAUCAAUGCCAUCGAAGAGUGGAUCACUAAUGGGAGAUCUGGACAACCUGGGCCUUCCUCGUGGCCUGUUGAAGCGUAGUCUGACCCUAGGGACAUUUCCCCAGGCUGCUGCACUUGCCACUGCUUUGUUGGACGCUCUUAGUCCCGAGGCAUCAGCUCAAGGUGUUUCUAAGCGGCGAAACUGCACACUACGACAGAAUCUUCCAUGGGCAAUGAAUGGAUACCAUCGCCUUCGAAGGGUGCUUGUCAGAUGGCUACAAACUCCGGGUUUAAAGGUCACGCCAGCGGACGAGCAGAUCAUCUCACAGUUCCUGGUAUACACCCGCCGUCUCUGCGUGUCCGAGUCAUCUAUGGCUACCCUCUUGUCCGACAUGAGCCUGGCUUCCACGUGGACUCAAUGUCUAGCUGAGUUCCUUCCUCUCAGCGUUGGUCUCCCAAUGCCUGCAAUACAACUCGACUUGAGCCAUUUCGUGGACGAAGUGACUGUAGCUAUCAAACAAUCUAAGCUCAAUGUGCCACAACUGAGAGACAUCCUCCUGCCCGUUCUGACGAACAUUCGGGCCCAGGACUCUAAUCCUCAAAUAGUCGAACAGUGUCUCGGGACUUCCAUUUCUAGCCUGUACACUCAAUUGCUCGAUAAUACCACGCUUACAAUGCUCUCAGUUGGUGCGUCGUCGACCUCUCCUGAUGCUGAUUCAUCUGGCGUAAACCAAAAGCCACGGACCACAGACCAAGAGACGGAACAAGGUGAGGACGGAAUGCGGGCACCGAAGCGACUGUGUCUGUCUGCAGAGUCGUCCGAUGCGGACCUAGUCCAAAUGCUGUUGGAGGAACUUUCAACGUUAUUGGGCUGUGCAUGUGCGACAAGUCUGUCAGAUCUGUGUGCUGCUGUGCAGAAUCUAUACGAAGGAGCUUCCGAGCCCCAAAGGACUCAAUUCCUACAAGUCCUCGGCAAACUUUCAUGUGCAGUGGUGGGAACUUUGGAGCGGAAGUCAUCAGACCUUAUCACGAGCGACACACUUUCCUGUCAAAGAUGUGAUAGUGACCAGCAUGAAAUGGACAACAUCCCGGAGAAAGAGAUCGCUGGUUACGAAGACCUAUGGAAAAUCUUAAAUUUCGUCUUGCCUCGACUCUCACGUACACCCGGUCCGCGAAUCGCUGCCAUGGUCGCCUUGAGGCGCAUCCUGAUGCAUUCUCCAAAUCUAACUCAUAUGCAUCUUUCCUCGUCUGCGUCAGGGGAGUUCUGCCUACACUCUCUUCGGAGCUCCAUUCGCGAGCUUCGAGUGGCAACCGGACACUCGGUUAUGGCAUUUGUGCGACCAACUCUCCAACCGGAUGUUCGUCGAGCCAACUUUGUGAUCGUUCUAGAAUGGCUGAGAAAUCUAUCCGAAAAGAACGACAUGCCUUUACAAGAGGCGUGCGUCUUGACGUUAUGCCGUCUUGCAAGGGUCUCGGAAGAUGACGAGAAAAAUAUCAUUCUCUUACGUCUAGUGGAGUACCUCGGCCAUCCCAACCCCUACGUCUGCUCCGUGGCCUACAAUGAACUAUCCAAACUUGCACAGCAAUUUUCCUUGACACCCGCCGGCUUGUUCCGGCCGUACUGGCGAACACUCUCGGUGGCAGUUGUCAAAAAUCUUCAGACUCGCCCAUACAUGGCUGAACAACUCUGUGAACUACUGGGCAUGAAAGUUGACGGCUUUCUUCGACUAACCGAGGUCCACGUGCUUCCCUAUCUGGUUUUGACAAGAAAGCGAGACAUCAUUUGCAGAAUUGGAGCAAGCCGCAAUGAAGGCGAAUCGCCCUUCGAUGUUUGUUCGGAAAAGAACAACCUUGCUGCGAUUCUAGCCUAUCUUCUGGCUCAGCAAUCCGACAACCCAGAAGCCAUGAUUAUGUCGCUUCUUGCGGAAAUAGAUCCUGCAUUCAAGGGUCGAUCCUUGGCUGAAUUGGUGCGAAUUGAACCCAUUCUCAUCGCAUGUGACUUGCUGAAGAGCCUUGGAGAUGCCGGAGAACAAAACAAAGAAAGGUUCCUUCAAGCCCUUCGUCGCCUUGCCACUUUCGUCCCUCGAAAAUUCCUGCACGCGAAUUCUUCCAAAAAGGCUGACCUUUUAAGUCACUUCAUCGAGGAGCAUGUUCUGGGGAUCAUCACUCAAUUUGCAAAUGCAAUCAACGAUUUUCAAGUGAGGCAAACCCUGGCUGAGAAACGGCGGAACCUCAAGGCCAUCGAGGAGAUGAUCAAUAUUGCCCAAGGACAUGUUAGCAACGCACUGCCUCAGGUCUGCGCCUGCCUUCGAUCCGCGCUUGAGAUUGACGAAUUGUGCGACCAUGCAUUUUCAGCUUGGAGAACAUUGAUUCGUUCUCUGGGUGAGGAGGAUAUAGAGCCCCUGAUCGACCAGACCUGGGCAAUUGUGAUUAGAUAUUGGGAAAGGCUCACCGAUGACAGCAGAAAGCAAGCCCAUCAGCUCAUUGACCAUAUCUUGACGAACCAACCCAAUCUUGUGCGGGAUACUUUUAACACCAUGCCCUCGCUUGCCUCUAUCCCCGAAUUGGCCGCUUUCGAGACCAAGAUCAAUGAGCUGCGAGCGGAAAUGGAUGUGAGAAGCAAAUUCCUAGCCCUCAUUCGCCGCUGUCAGAGUGAAAAUUCAACUGUUGUUGAGCAAGCUCUGAGGGAAUUGAUGCCUUUUCUCUCCGACAAUGAGGAAUUUCUACAUGUAUCUGUUCUCAGCGAGCAGCCCGAUCCCGUUGUUGCACAUUUAACGCGAGCAUUGCUCGAUUGCUGUGUGAAGUUCAACACCAGCUCCGACUCCAUUACUUUGCUAUCGUCGCAAUGCCUGGGCCUGGUCGGAUGCCUGGAUCCAAAUCGGGUGGAGACAAUCAAGGAGAAAAAGGACAUUCUUGUGCUGUCCAACUUUGACAGAAUGGAAGAAACCGUGGAAUUCAUUCUCUUUUUCCUUCAGCAUGUUUUGGUUGAAGCUUUCUUAUCCGCGUCCAAUACGCGAGCGCAGGGAUUCCUGGCCUAUGCUAUGCAAGGUCUCCUCAAGAUCUGCAAUCUGAAUGCGGCUGUCACCCAAAGAUCUCGCGAUCUUCAAGGAGAUGAAAAGUAUCAGCGGUGGAUGGAGCUUCCAGAAAGUGUUCGGAAUACGCUUACUCCGUUCCUUACAUCCACCUACACAGUCACUGUUGUUGCAACAAAUUCAAAGGCCGCAUACCCCUUGCUGUCACCUAAAAUAACACACAGUGAAUGGCUUCGGGCUCUGGUGCAGGAUCUGCUUCAAACGGGAAAUGGAGACAACGCCAAGCUCAUAUUUGCAGUAUGUAGCCGUGUUGUCAAGGGUCAAGACAUCUCUAUCUCCUCUUUCCUCUUUCCAUUCGCCGCCCUAAAUCGCAUCGUUGGGGGUACCGAGCAGGAGCAGCAAGAUCUUCAGCUCGAGCUUUUGAAUGUCCUUUCCCAUCCCCUCCCGGAGGCCAACAACAACUUCCGUGAAACGAUUAUCAGCAGCAGCCAGAGUGUCUUUGAAGUUCUUGAUUACUUGUCAAGAUGGCUUCAAGGCAAGAAAAAACAGCUGAAUGCCCUUAAUGUUCAGUCGUAUCAAUCAAGUCGAUCUCAUAGAGAUGUCAGUCGGGACGCACUGCUCGAAAAAUAUGCUUCACAGAUCAAAUCUGUCGAAGUUCUACUUGCUUCAAUCCCACCAGAGAUCAUCUCGAAGAGAGCCGUUGAAUGCAAAUCGUUCUCUAGAGCUCUUUUCCACUGGGAACAGUACAUCCGCAAGUGCAAAUCACAAACGGAACCGCCAGAAAUGACUAGCUCUGAACAGCUGUAUGAGAGGCUACAAGAUAUCUACAGCCAGAUUGACGAGCCGGAUGGAAUAGAAGGCAUAUCGAGCCAUUUAUCAGCUCUCAGUAUUGAUCAACAGGUCUUGGAACAUCGGAAAGCAGGUAGAUGGGCCACCGCACAGAGCUGGUACGAACUGGAACUGGAGAAGGAACCCGAAAAUGUUGAUGCUCAGUGGAACCUCGUCACCUGUCUCAAGGAAUCUGGCCAGCAAGAUGCAAUUCUCACCCGGUUUGAGGUUCUCAAGCAGUACGAAUCCGCUGUUUCUCGACUUCUACCAUUCGCAGUCGAAGCCUCAUGGAUCACCGGCAGGUGGGACAAACUACAAGGCUAUCUGAAAUUAUGUGCCAGCAAGGAAACCGGGGAAUUCAACGUUGGAAUUGGGGCAGCUCUCGAUGCUCUUCGCCAGAAGGGGACCUCCGCUUUCAUGGAAAUCGUCAACGACCUUAGACUCAGUGUGGCAAAGUCAUUGACCGCUAAUUCCGUGGGGUCGUUACAAUCCUGCCAUGAUGACAUGCUUCGAUUACAUGCCUUGGCUGAUAUGGAAGCAAUAGUCCAGGCAGGGCCUGAGGAUUCAAAUCCUUCCAAGGACUUCUUGCUUCGUACACUGAAUCGGCGGUUGAAUGUGCUUGGGGGUUGUCUUGCUGAUAAGCAGUAUCUAUUAGGCUUAAGGCGAGCGGCAAUGGAGCUAGCGGGCGGCUUUGGCAACUCUGACAUAUCGGCUGCUUGGCUCACCAGUGCCCAUCUCUCGAGGAAAGGUAAUUUCACUGGGCAAGCAUACCACUCAAUGCUGCAUGCCGCGCGCUUAAAGGACCGAUCAGCCACGAUUGAGCACGCCAGGCUGCUUUGGAAAGAUGGACACCACCGAAAAGCAAUUCAGACAUUGGAAGGUGCUAUAGCGUCGAAUGACACCAACACGACAACCUCAUCUGUUGAUUCCCAGACUGCCUCUUUCCUUUCGGGUCGCGGGAAGCAUCAGAAUGAGACUGCUGCUGUGGCACAUCUUAUGCUAGCGAAGUGGACAGACAGGGCCGGACAAACACAUUCGCAUGCCAUCAUUGAGCGGUAUCGGACAGCCAUCAGGUUAUACCCCAAAUGGGAAAAGGCGCAUUACUACUUGGGGAAGCAUUACAACAAAAUCCUCGAGCUGGAAAAGCUUAAGCCCAUGGGGAAAGAGGCGCAGAUUUACCUGAGUGGAGAAGCCACAAAAUUGGUGAUUGACAAUUACCUUCGCUCGCUGACCUAUGGAUGCAAAUACGUGUUCCAGACACUGCCGAAGAUCUUAACACUAUGGCUAGAACAUGCCUUAGUCACCGAUCAGCCAAUAGACCCGAAAAGAGGCGAUAAUGAGUCUUUCCGGCAACAUGCACAUACCCAGCGGCUCAGGAGUCUGGAUGAGAUCCAUAGCCAGCUGAAAAAGUACAUCUUGAAUCGUCUUCAGGCCUUCUUGCUGUUCACGAUUCUGCACCAGAUGGUGGCUCGUAUCUGUCAUCGCAAUAACACUGUCUACGACCUUCUAUCGCGAAUGGUGACAAAGGCUGUUCAAAGCUAUCCACAGCAAGGCUUGUGGACUGUGCUAGCAGUAGUCAAAUCCUCGAACAAGGACCGGGCUCUCAAAGGGCAAGCCUGCCUCGCCAAGAUUCAAGACUAUAACAGCAAAGUGAAGAAGGAUACUUCUGAAAUCCGCCGCAUGAUACAGCAAGGCCAAAGGUUCUCUGACGAGUUGCUCCAACUCUGUCUCGCUCGCGUGGAAGACAGAGCCACCAAGGUCACUCUUGCUCGAAACCUCGGAUUCAACCACAAAGUCGCUCCUUGUCGACUGGUGGUGCCUUUCCAGGCGAUGUUGAUUCCUAGUCUCCCUGUGAUUCAAGAUUCUGAGCACUUGAAAGGAUUCCGGCCCUUCCCUCGAGAUCCAACGACGAUAGAGGCCGUUCUCGACGAAGCCCAAAUUCUGAACUCCCUUCAAAAACCACGCAAAAUCAGCAUACGAGGCUCCGACGGAAAAAUCUACAAUGCGCUUUGCAAACCCAAAGAUGAUUUGCGCAAGGACCAACGCCUCAUGGAAUUCAACAACAUGAUCAAUCGCUUCUUGAAACGAGAUGUCGAGUCAAGCAAACGACGAAUGUACAUCAAAACGUACGCCGUGACACCGUUGAAUGAGGAAUGCGGUAUCAUCGAAUGGGUCGACAAUCUUCGGACUUUGAGAGACAUUAUCUACACCGAGAUCAGACAUUACCUCGAUGAAAUCUGCGCAGACCGAACGUUUUCGAAGCUCUCUCUCUUCAACACGAAGAUCCUAGCUAAGCUUCCUUGCGUGCUUCACGAAUGGUUCAUCGAAAUGUUCCCCGAAACCGAGUCGUGGUUCACGGCAAGACUGAGGUAUGCGCGAUCCGCGGCUGUAAUGUCAAUGGUUGGAUACGUUCUAGGACUCGGCGAUCGACAUGGUGAGAAUUUGCUGUUCGAAGAAGGAACAGGCGGCAUUCUUCAUGUGGACUUCAACUGUCUCUUCGACAAGGGCCAAACGUUCGAAAAACCCGAGGUGGUUCCAUUCCGCCUUACUCAUAACAUGAUAGAUGCCUUCGGUGCUUACGGAUACAACGGCCCGUUCCGUAGAACCUGCGAGAUCACCCUCGGUCUCCUACGACAAAAUGAGGACGCACUAAUGACUAUUCUUGAGACUUUUCUGCACGACCCAACAACGGAUUUCAUUGGGAAAAGACGACGCACUCAUGCCAACGUUCCCGAUACACCGGCCGGCGUCUUGGAGGAUGUUCGCAACAAACUUCGGGGCUUCAUGUCUAAACAGCCCAUCCCUCUGUCUGUCGACGGGCAAGUUGAUGAGCUAAUCAUGCAGGCAACUGACAAGAAGAACCUUGCAUCGAUGUAUGUCGGAUGGUGUGCAUUUUUCUGA
Molecule: messenger RNA, 7347 nt
Organism: Penicillium cataractarum
Lineage: Eukaryota; Fungi; Ascomycota; Eurotiomycetes; Eurotiales; Aspergillaceae
Gene: atrA
Product: protein kinase MEC1
Exons: 25
Coding region: 1-7347 (2448 amino acids)
Biological process (GO): telomere maintenance; DNA damage checkpoint signaling; protein phosphorylation
Cellular component (GO): nucleus
Molecular function (GO): protein binding; protein serine/threonine kinase activity
Source: RefSeq, a predicted model, not a curated record